This is a messenger RNA of Hordeum vulgare subsp. vulgare (domesticated barley), 1058 nucleotides long. RefSeq names its product superoxide dismutase [Mn], mitochondrial. Gene Ontology annotation, molecular function: metal ion binding; superoxide dismutase activity. Gene Ontology annotation, cellular component: mitochondrion. The transcript is spliced from 6 exons. Gene Ontology annotation, biological process: superoxide metabolic process. Lineage: Eukaryota; Viridiplantae; Streptophyta; Magnoliopsida; Poales; Poaceae. The coding region runs from base 82 to 762 and encodes 226 amino acids. The record is from RefSeq and is a predicted model, not a curated record.
CAUCCAGAUCCGUCCAUCCCAUUCCCCAAAUCCUCCACGCGCACACACACACACACACCAGAGACGAAAACACAACCAGCCAUGGCGCUCAGCACGUUGGCCACGAAGAGAACCCUAGGCCUGGCGCUCGGCGGCGCGCGGAGGGGCGUGGCGACGUUCACGCUCCCCGACCUCCCCUACGACUACGGCGCGCUGGAGCCGGCCGUCUCCGGCGAGAUCAUGCGCCUGCACCACCAGAAGCACCACGCCACCUACGUCGCCAACUACAACAAGGCGCUCGAGCAGCUCGACGCCGCCGUCGGCAAGGGGGACGCGUCCGGCGUCGUCCACCUCCAGAGCGCCAUCAAAUUCAACGGCGGCGGUCAUGUUAACCAUUCAAUCUUCUGGAAGAACCUCAAGCCUAUCAGUGAGGGUGGUGGUGAGCCACCUCAUGGCAAACUUGGCUGGGCCAUUGAUGAGGAUUUUGGUUCUAUUGAGAAACUUAUAAAGAAGAUGAAUGCAGAGGGUGCUGCUUUACAAGGGUCUGGAUGGGUGUGGCUAGCUUUGGAUAAAGAGGCCAAAAAGCUUUCAGUUGAAACUACUCCUAAUCAGGACCCUCUUGUGACCAAAGGCGCAAACCUGUAUCCUUUGUUGGGAAUUGAUGUCUGGGAGCAUGCAUACUACCUGCAGUACAAGAACGUGAGGCCGGACUACCUGACCAACAUCUGGAAGGUGGUGAACUGGAAAUACGCAGGAGAGGAGUAUGAGAAAGUGCUUGCGUGAUUUGAUUUGUGAGAAUGGACAGACAGUACCUCGCUCUUGAGUUUCCGGCUGUUGGAUCUUUUGUAUAUGCAAUAAUAAAAUCGGGCAGUACUCCACUGUAGGGGCCCUUCUACUCGUACAUUGCAUAGAGGUGGACUAAUGUCUAAUGCACAGUACAGUGCCUGCCCUGUCCAUUUUGGUACUAGCACUUACGUAUUACUGUGCAUGCGUGUUUAAUACAGUCAUUCGACUGUCAUGUCCUUUGUGCGCACGUAUUGGUGUGGAUGGGUGAUAAUAAUCUGCCCGGCUUUCGAUCG